Messenger RNA from Selaginella moellendorffii, 3087 nucleotides. RefSeq lists its product as uncharacterized. The coding region runs from base 1561 to 2907 and encodes 448 amino acids. The record is from RefSeq and is a predicted model, not a curated record. NCBI's taxonomy places the organism in Eukaryota, Viridiplantae, Streptophyta, Lycopodiopsida, Selaginellales, Selaginellaceae. The transcript is spliced from 3 exons.
UCAUCGCAACAAAAAAUGGUGAAGUCGAACUGAGAACGAGUGAAGAGAAGUGGCGGAAGCAUGGUUGGAGGCUGGAGCUAUAGACGCAGCCGCUAAUCUACCAAAGGAAUCUGAUUGCUGUUUCUAGAUUUCGUCGAGGUAUUUUGUUUUCCUAGAUUCUCAUCAACAAUGCUGGCAGGAUUAUGAAACUACUGAGAACUUGUGAUGGACAAAACUCCAGAAUUUUUUUUCUUUCGAUGGUACUUUCUCCCUGAUAGGUGGCUCAUUAUAUGUCCACUUGGUAAAUUGUCCAGGUGGACUUUUGAGCAGGAGGGUGGUUCAUGCGCAAAUCUUGCAAGGGCUUUGCUGGCGGCGUGGCACUACCGGAGAAUUUGAUGGUGGAGAUGUAUGGGAAAUGCUGAAGCGUUGCGCAAGAAUGUUUUCAGCUGGAGCAUCAUGAUCUCGGCAUAUGCCCAGAAUGGGCAUUUUUGAGAGGCAUUGCAACUCUUCCAGGCCAUGGAUUUGGAAGGCAUGCAGCCCAAUUUCUUCAGCUUCAGCAGCGUUUUCGUGGCCUGCUCCGAGGUUCCAUUGCAGGCAUUAGUUUGCGCAAUGUUCUCUCGCUGCUGGUGGAUUGAUGCCAGGGCGAUUUUUGCAGAGUGAUAUGGGGUGGAGAGAAAUCUCAGCUCUUGAGGUAGACAUGCUUUAAGAAAAAACUGGGGUGGGCACGGUUGGCCGAGGAGUGAAGGGGCUGUGACAGCAUUAGACUUCCUGUCCAUGCUCCUGGGAGCUCAAUUAAAAUCUCCACUAGGUCUGUCAAAUGCAACUCUCCGCUGGAGAUGAUGGAAACUUUUGCAACGGGAUUGCGACUUGGGCAUCAAUGCUCCUACAGCGCGUGGCCAUCACCAAGGACACUGUAGCAUCCCUCUUGUCAGAUCUUAUAACGCAAGCCUACUAUUACUUCCACAUUUCUCCAUUUUCUGCUUGCAAGCAAGAUACUAGGUGGCUGUAAUGCUCAAUCAUUUGUAGUCUGCCGGUGGCCAGCUCUUAGAAUGUAUAAAAACAUGAUGUAUCAACAAACCACAAAUCUCUUGUGUGAGUGAAACAAAACUGAUUGCUUUGUUUGUAAUCCCUAACUUGCAUACUUUCUUCUAUCGGGAAAACACAAAGGGAGUGUAUCCCAGAUCGAGUCUAUCGAGUUUGAGAGAAGAACCGGAUCCUCCAAUGCCAUCUCCACAGCACACUGCCACCUAAAAAUCACACUAAAAGUCCAUGUCCCUUGUUAUAGAAACUAAUCAAAGAGCUUGCCUUCUGCUCGGGGAGUGGAUUGACUUUGCAGUCUACAAAUCUGCAGUUUCUGAGAGGAUGCUCUUCCUUGCAAACACGCUCGAAUGUGUUCUUUAGGGUUGAAAGAGAGUAGGGUGCUGGAUGGGGUAAUACGAACAUCCGGCACUUCGUGUACAAUCGUUCCACCCGGUCGGAAGUCUUUUGUGCGGCGUCUCACGCGUGUCGGCGUCCUGGCUACAGGCGCCCAGCCUCUACCAAACACUCAAGGAUUGUUCCACUCUAGGCCCAUUUGUCUGAAUGGAGUCCCCGUGUGUGAGGAGGGGAAACGGCUGGUCAGAUCUGCCGCUCGACAUUUUCUACAAGAUCUUCGAGCUGAGCUGCAACGGGAGCUUCAAGCGGAGCUUGGUGCCGUUCCUGGCAUUGUCUGGAGUUUGUAAGUCGUGGAGGAGCAACACUUCGAGGCGCUGCUUUCAGCGACUUAACAUCUUCUGGCCGCUUCCUGGGCUAGAAGCAAAGCUCUGCAGCAAGCACAAGCGAGAGCUCUUGCACUGCGACUGCAUCCAAGCAUCCAUCUCCGCGCUGAUAUCUCGUCUCCAAGAGGUCCACACUCUCAAGCUCCACAGCGUCCACAAGGCAUUGCAAGCUUCCAAGCUAACAGACUCCGCCUGGAUCAACAUGGCAAGCUCGCUGCGAGAGUUGGACAUCGGCGCCGGUCCCGUGAACUUCCAAGUCUUGGAGCGCAUCUCCAGCUGCAUCAACCUCGAAUCACUCAAGAUCAGGUGCUUGGCACCGGAAAGUGACGAGUUUACUUCCGAGGCUCGCGGCGUUGUCUUAAGCAAGCUCCACACGCUGGCGAUGGGCGUGAGCUACACGGCGGCACCGCGGAUGCAGCACAAAGGGUUGGAAAAGUUUCUGGAGCUCUGCCCAAAGCUCGAAAUCAUCAAGCUUGUCGUGGAAGGCCGCCACAGCGCCUUCAUCCUCGAGGUUCCUGCGAGCUUGCGAAACUUUGUUCUUCAUGUCCGAGCAGAUCUGACGAGCAAGGUGGUGGUGGUGGCGCCGGGGAUAGCAAAACUUGAGGCCAUGGACACGCGAAAGGUGGUGGUAGACUCGGCAGCUUGUCUCAAGCGGGUGGUGCUGUGGCCGAAUAUCAUGCUUCAGCUAGGAAACAAUUGCUCUACGCAAGUGGAGCUGGCUCUACGCGGACUUCACUGGGAGUGGUAUCGACUUCGCGAAAUUCCCAGCGGAGUCAAGAGGAUUUGUUUGGGUGAUGACUUUGGUCAGACUUUCUCGAAGUCCGGGAAGCUCGAGUUCUACAGCCUCUUCUCGACAAUGUUCCCCGGAGGCUCUGUGGAGGAGCUGGAGCUCACGACUGGUGUCCUUUCGAGGGUGUGGUAUGACGAAGAGCGGCGUCUCUCAGUACAGCCUUCGACCUGGACGAUAAAACACGUGUUCCUGGUGGUGGCGGAGGAUGAUAUCAAGGCCAUUGCAAAAACGGCCAGCAAUCUCGUCUACUCGUGUGGCGUCCAAUGCGUUUCGAUGAUAUCUCCCCGUGACAACCGAGAAGUUUGGAGGUGGCAGCGUACGAAUGUGCCAGAUCCUACAAGUUUUGAGAGUUUGCUGCUGGGAGAAUCCACCAGAUCCUAGAAACUUUGACAGGAAAGCUCCAAUGUCAAAUAUUGCGCCACGUCGACCCUAAUCCCAACGGCCAAAAUCCCACAUUGUAACAUAAUCGCAUGCUGGCUAAAUUAGUGGCAAAGCAUGCCCCAGCACAGCACUUUGGACCAAAGUUUUCCUUGCAUUAUUCAAAGUGAAAGCUUUGCACUU